This is a messenger RNA of Helobdella robusta, 642 nucleotides long. RefSeq lists its product as hypothetical. NCBI's taxonomy places the organism in Eukaryota, Metazoa, Annelida, Clitellata, Rhynchobdellida, Glossiphoniidae. Gene Ontology annotation, molecular function: sphingosine N-acyltransferase activity. The annotation marks the transcript as partial. Gene Ontology annotation, biological process: ceramide biosynthetic process. The transcript is spliced from 7 exons. The record is from RefSeq and is a predicted model, not a curated record. Gene Ontology annotation, cellular component: membrane.
UGGAGAUUUUUCUAUUAUUUUGCGAUAUUUUGGUAUGGACUUUACAUUUUGCACAAUAAACCGUGGUUUAAGGACACAAAAGAAUGUUGGUAUGGCUUUCCCAAACAACAUCUUGAUACAGAAGUUUGGACUUAUUAUAUGGUUGAAUUCGGAUUUUACGUUUCACUUAUAUUUUCCCUAUGUACCGACGUUAGACGAAAGGACUUUCGCCAGAUGAUGUUGCACCACUUUGUGACGAUGACAUUAAUGUUUAUGUCCUGGUGCAACAACAUGGUCAGAGUUGGUUCCCUCACUUUAUGCUUACAUGAUAUUGUCGACUGGUGGCUGGAGGGUGCAAAAUUAGCUAAUUAUAUCAGAUGUACGAAACUGUGCGAUGCAUUAUUCAUCGUGUUUGCGUUACUAUGGUUUGUUACGAGACUCGUCAUAUUUCCAUUAUGGAUUUUAAACACUACUUUUUUUGAAAGUCGUUCGAUUUUGGGGGAAUUCGGAGCUUGUUAUGCUUUCAAUCUCUUGCUCUUUUCUCUUCUCGCCUUGCAUUUUAUUUGGUUCUACACAAUUCUGAAAAUGCUGUCGAAAUAUGUAAUGAAAGGGAAAGUUAAAAAAGACAGCAGAAGUGAUAGUGAAUCUGAAACAGAUUCUGAC